Venturia canescens is the source of this 2299-nucleotide messenger RNA. Its product is annotated as UPF0746 protein DDB_G0281095-like. Lineage: Eukaryota; Metazoa; Arthropoda; Insecta; Hymenoptera; Ichneumonidae. The record is from RefSeq and is a predicted model, not a curated record. The transcript has 14 exons. The coding region runs from base 995 to 2182 and encodes 395 amino acids.
CACUAAUAUAUCUGAUUCACAUAAUACUAUAAAUGUUUAUCGAGCAAAUUAAUGAAUUCAUACGAUACCUUGUUGCUACUGAAAAUGCCAAAUAUGCCAGCGUGUCUUUUCAUUUUUCCACCCGAAAUUGUGCCCCUGACCGUUCAAUGAUUGUGAAUUGGUUGCAUGGCCGGUUGUGAUAGUUGACUAUUGCUGUCACAAGAUUUCGUGAUGGACAAUUCCUUGAAAGGAAAAUUACCGGGAGGUGUGAAACCGUUUUUGUAACGCUCAAUCGCCAUUGAUGUGUCUUUCUCCUCGUUUAUUUCGUUCGCUGCUUUUAUAUCAUCCAAACAUUGAGCUAUUAUCGGUUCAACGGCUCGUUCCCACGUCAUCUUUUUUAAUUUUAUUUGACACUCCGCCGUUCAUACCUGUAAUAAUUUGAUUCUACUAUUAGUUUUCGCUAAAAAUUGAAGAAAUGACUUUCGUAUAACCUAUAUACGGAGAUACAUAGGUUAUACAAAUGUCAAAAAUCUUCAUUUCGAAAACUGUUUUUCCGAUGACAACACAAAAUUAAACUUUCUCAACACUUGACACAACACGAUACCGAUUGUUUUCACGCACUUUUCUAUUCACGCACUUUUUAUUUAUUUCACGAUUUUUGUGUUGAACUCCGUAUAUCACGAAUCGGUAAUGCUUGUAUCUCGUCGGUAGCGUCAUCGGCCGUGUCCCGUGACAAUUAAGUUUCGGAGUCGAAAACUGCGAAAAAAUUAACGUGGGUACCAAAUAUUAUUUAUAUUAUGAAACAACUCUGGAAAAAAUGCAAAAAAAUAUAAAGCCGAUUAUUGUUGAUUGAUUGAAAUGAGAAAUAAAAGUGAAAAAAGUUUCAUAGCUACGCGCAUUGCUUUUUUUGGCGCCGGUACAAAGAUUUGGUUUUUCGAGGUUGUCAACCCUGCGUGUUGUGAGAGCGGCAAAUCACAAUUCAUCAUUCUCCAGUAUCGCUACGACCAGCGAAACAAUGCGUCGAGGCUCAGCGAAGACAAAAGGAGCAACUCCGAACGCCAAAGGAGUAGCAACAAAGCGGGGCGGAAAAAAAAAUUUGGUUACGAGUGAUAAAAAAGUCAUGAAAAACGGAGAAGAGCGACCAACAUUUGCACAGGUUGUCGCUGUCGGAGAAAACACCACAAUGAAAGACGAAACUGAAGCAGUGCCGAUUGAAAAAUUGCAACAGCGACAAAUACAGAUCGCAGCUGUCGGAAGCAAAACUGUCGAAAUGCACGAAACUCAAAACGAGAAGACCCAGCCCUGGCAACAACAGCAAGACCAGAUCGCAGCUGUCGGAGGCGAAACCCUCGAAAUACACGAGGCUCAAAAUGAGAAGACUCAGCCCUGGCAACAACAACGAAGCCAGAUCGGCGUGGUAAGAACAAGAGUCCCGGCAGAGUAUGAAAUCGAGGCGUCGCUGUUCCAGCGAUGGCAACGACAACAAAAUCAGAUCGCAGCUGGCGCCAAAACCCUGAGAAUACACGAAGCUGUAAAUGAGGUGUCCCAGCCCUGGCAACAACAGCAAGGCCAGAUCAACGUUGUGAGAAAAACAAUUCCGGCAAAGCACGAAACUGAGGAGGUGCUGUUCCAGCGAUGGCAACGACAACAAAAUCAGAUCGCAGCUUGCGGCAAAACCCUGGGAAUGCACAAAACUGAAACCGAGGUGUCCCAGCCCUGGCAACAACAGCGAGGCCAGAUCGACGUUGUUACAAAAAGAAUUGCAGUACAGCACGAAACUGAGGCGCCGCCGAUCCAGUAUUGGCAACCACAACAAAAUCAGAUCGCAGCUGUUGGAAGCAAGACCUUGAGAAUGCAUGAAUCAGAUAACGACAUGUUUCAGCCCUGGCAACAACAACAAAGCCAGAUCGACGUUUCGAGAAAAAGAAUUCCGGCACAGAACGCAACUGAGGCAACGCAGUUGCAGCGUUGGCAAUCACAACAAAAGCAGACGAACGAGCAGACGAUUUGGUCCCGGCUGGCAGAAGUGGAAGCGACCGUCACCUCCCUAAAAAAGGCAUUCGACAAUGAAAAAUUGAAAAGGCAAAAAAUGGAGGAAGACGUUUCUGGUCUCAUACGGGAAUCUAAAAAACGACAGCUUACCGGGUAUCAACGGCGCCUAACGCAAAAAUUAGCGAAAAUAGAAAAAGACCAAAAUGAUUAGACGAAAGCCGACGACAAAAAUCAACACGAUGCAGUCUAAUUCGCGCAGCACUUCUCUUUCAAUUCCAUAUUGUUUUCUCCGUUUAUUCAUAAACAUUAAAAAUUACAUGAAAUGUCA